This is a messenger RNA of Porites evermanni, 1189 nucleotides long. Lineage: Eukaryota; Metazoa; Cnidaria; Anthozoa; Scleractinia; Poritidae. The record is from the annotation of a GenBank genome assembly.
GUGAGUGCAAUUUUUCUUGCAGUUAAAGGCAGGGUAAUUAAACGAAGUGUUGGUAAUGACACAUUACUUGCAAAACUGCAAGAUAUCGAGCGAAUACUUGGUGAGUAAAGUAAAUAACUCUCUAUUUUUCUCCCCGAAGUUAGAGAUAGCUUUCACGAACUGAGAGUGAGAUUCUGGUCAAUUUUUCUUCCAGUCUCUUCUAUCAAACAACAGUACUGGUACUUAUUUUCGCCGAUCACUUUAAAAAUUUAUAAUCUGGCGUUUUUUCGCCUUAGAAAAUCCUCGUCAAAUUUAAAUACGCGAAAUUCAAUGACCAAAUUGUCCAUAGAAUAUUGAAAUCACAGAAAAGAUGAUAAAACAUAAUUAUAAUUAUAACAGCAUAUACACAGUACAAUAUAAUUAUGUUUGAAAAAUACACGAAUAAUCAACUGACUUAUAGUAAGUUCCGUUUUGUAUCUUCUGUAAAAGAGGGUGUUACUUUAUUAAUAUUCGCAUAUGGAGAAGAAAAUCUAGCUAGUAUCCGGCCGAAUGACGAUACAGUUUAUCUACAAAUUUAGAAUGUCAGAAAUGUUGAAAAACAAAAUUAAGUUGAGAAUACUUGAAUCGCGAAAUUUAAUGUCUUUUUUCAUAUGCCAUUAAUUACUGAAAUCGCGAAAACUGGAGAGAUAAGACCCCGCGAAAAACUGCCACGAAUGUAACAACGAAAUUAACUACCAAUUAGGUUUUAACUUGCAGUGAAAAACGUCCUGCUUUUCUUUCAGGUGUUCCUUGUCCACAGGGCUGGGUGCGAUUUAAUGGAUACUGCUAUCUUGUCAGUAACUCUAUCCAGACAUGGCAACAUGCCCAGACAUACUGCAAAGAACUGGGAGGAAAUCUGGUGAAAAUCAACAGCCAGAAAGAAAACGAGUUUGUACUAAACCUGGUAAACAAGCUCGCCCCAUCGCUGAAGCAGAUUUGGAUCGGACUCGAGUGGGACUCUCGCCUGAACGCGUUCGUGUGGUACGAUCAUUCAGUUCCUACCUUCACCAAAUGGGCCCCACCAGAACCAAAUGGAAAUGGUGCGGAGCCUUGUGGCAACAUGUGGACUGGUCACGCAGGGAUUUCUUAUUUGGCAUCUGGCGACUGGAAUGAUCUCAUUUGUUGGCAUCCUGGUUUACCCUGUGGUCUUGUCUGCAAGAGGCUGCCCUAG